AUGAGGAGAAUGGAGCAGGGCUGCAGCCGCCUGGAGGACUUCCCUCUCAACGUGUUCUCGGUCACUCCGUACACUCCCAGCACCGCCGACAUCCAGGUGUCAGACGACGACAAGGCAGGGGCCACCUUGCUCUUCUCGGGCAUCUUCCUGGGACUGGUGGGGGUCACAUUCACCAUCAUGGGCUGGAUCAAAUACCAAGGGGUCUCCCACUUCGAAUGGACCCAGCUCCUCGGGCCCAUCCUGCUGUCGGUGGGGGUGACGUUCAUCCUGAUUGCCGUGUGCAAGUUCAAAAUGCUGUCCUGCCAGCGGUGCAAAGAAAGUGAGGAGAGGUUCCCGGAUCCGGAGCAGAUGGCGGGAGGACAAUCCUUUGUGUUCACUGGUAUCAACCAACCCAUCACCUUCCAUGGUGCCACUGUGGUACAGUAUAUCCCUCCUCCUUAUGGCUCUCAAGAGCCUAUGGGGAUGACCACCACCUACCUGCAGCCAUGUGGCCCAUGCGGCCUCAUGCCGCCUGGAGGGGUGGCGGCUACCAUGCCAAGCCCCCCUCAGUACUACACCAUCUACCCUCCGGAGAAUGCGGCCUUUGUUGACGACCAGGACUACCCUUCCUUUGUGGAUGCUGCAGAUGGCAGGUCCAGCCCUGAUGCUGAGCAUUUAGAAGAGACACCGCUGGGAGACGAGGACUCUGCCUGCUUCUCCCCUCCUCCGUAUGAGGAGAUAUGCGCCCCUUCUCACUAG
Budorcas taxicolor (takin) is the source of this 738-nucleotide messenger RNA. It is a transcript of the gene TMEM174, whose product is annotated as transmembrane protein 174. The coding region runs from base 1 to 738 and encodes 245 amino acids. NCBI's taxonomy places the organism in Eukaryota, Metazoa, Chordata, Mammalia, Artiodactyla, Bovidae. The transcript has 2 exons. The record is from RefSeq and is a predicted model, not a curated record.